This is a messenger RNA of Bipolaris sorokiniana ND90Pr, 807 nucleotides long. RefSeq lists its product as uncharacterized. The record is from RefSeq and is a predicted model, not a curated record. Bases 123 to 545 code for a protein of 140 amino acids. The transcript has a single exon. NCBI's taxonomy places the organism in Eukaryota, Fungi, Ascomycota, Dothideomycetes, Pleosporales, Pleosporaceae.
UCUCAACAUUUUCCUACAUUGUCAAGCCCGCUAACAAGAUUUUGGGUUGAUAAAUUAUAAAUAGCAUAGUCAAGAGGCUACAAAGUGCAAAAAAGCAAAAAAUAACGUUAAGAGGGAUCACGAUGAUACAUGACAGUGUAAGAAUAGACUGUCACAAUCGAUCCCCCCACACCACAACCGCAUCUUUAACCUUGGCAACUCCUAUCCAAACCCUCAACCUCCCCUCUCGCAGAACAUUCGCAUUAAUCACAUGCCAAGUCCCCUUUCUCUCACCCCUACUCCCGCACAGCCCCCUUUUCCCAUCCUCUCCUCACUUUCCGCGACACGGCACCCCAACGGCACAAAAAAACCACCCACCUACUACAUACCUACGUACAUGGCUUGUAAGUACCUACCCAACCUCCCCGCCCCACAAGCAACUAUCCCGAACCUACACACGCACAACCCGGGGGGUAACGGAACCCAACCCACGCGUUCCCCCCUUCCCCUUCCCCGAACACGAACGGUCCUCGAAACCGUUCAGCGACGUGGGGCGGGUCGCGUAAACCAACAAAAAAAAAGCCACAAUACUACAUGUCGGUAACAACGCACCGCAACCGCCUGCGCAUGCGCCUGCGUGAUCGCGAGUGUGCGCGAGUUGUUCGCUCAAGAAAGAGCGGCCCAUGAUUACGGCCGAAUCCGUCACAUACGGCUUUUAGCAACUUGCACACGACGCAAAACCUGCCACGUUAUCUUUUGUCGUGAUGUUGAAACAGGAAAAACAGGUGAUGCGAUUAUUAUCACUACAUUAUAUGGGCAAGGAGUUUG